GCCCCUCUAACAGCAGUCCUCCUGAAUUCCCACCACCGCGACCCAUGCCCAGACAUCCCUGGCAGCGAUCGGCCAGUUGCCGCGAAUUGUACGCUUCUAGUUUCGAGGAUUCCGGCAAAGCGCGAUCGAAGGACGAGAAACCGUCCGGAGAGUCCGUGUUGUUAGAACCGUUCCGGUUGCCCUCUCAGGGCGAGCUGGACAAUCCCGUGACGCGGUACGACGAGAGCAAUCGGUCGUACAGCGCCGCCAGCUCGAAGUUACCCUCGCUGGAUCACGACUCGGUGCCCGAGCGUGUCUACAGUAGCUCCUAUCCGGGAACCUCGUCGUUGUCCACCGAAUCGGGACACGAGGAGUCCGGUCAGGCGGGUGAUCUGUCUCACGACGAUCUAUCCCACGAUUCUUACGAGCUUCUCGAACGCGAGCACGAAUUUGAAUACCCGGAGUCGUACUCGAGUCCGCGCGACUACGACGACGACGAGGAGGAGGAGGAGGAGAACGAGCCGAUAUCGGACCACAGCGACGAAGGAAUCGAGCACGAGAUGUUCCAAAUGGACUCCGAGACCGAUUCCUUCGUGAAGCACAGGUCGAUCAAACAAUCAGAGAAGCAACAAUUCAAAUCCGUGCUCGCGGACUUGAAGAACGCCGCUAGAACGAGAUCCAUUGAUCGGUACUCGGCCGCGCCCUCUAAAUCGGACGGUGAGUACGUGACCGUAGAAUCCAGAAUACAACGGUCCAGUACGCAGAUCGAGCGCAAGUUCGAGACGCGUCACGCGAACUCUGUCGACGUUCCCGCGCCGCAUACAGGGGGCAACUUGUUGCCCUUGCCCCAUCAGGAUUCCGCGCGCAAGGACCCGGUCGUGUUGCAAGUGCAGAAGCAAAAGAUGUCCGUGCUGAACGAAUUGAGGAAUCUCAAGCCCAAGCACAAGAUCACGCACGUGGACUCCGAGGUUCUGCGCGACGAGGGCAUCAUGCGGCCCAAGUCGCGUAUAGACGACGAUUCGAGCCCCGUGGACACGACCAAUCGCACGAUCGUGGACCAGAGGGCCAGGACCGUGCGUGCGCGCAGCAUCGCUAGCCUCGAGGACCAUCACGCGCCCCGAGCGUACGUGGAGACCGGUAGUUUGGGCAGGGGUCUAAAGACGAGGGACAAGAAGCAACGCGAGAGCGACGCGAAGCUCGAGAGAACGUUGGCGAAGCUGCAGGAUAAGGAUCGCAGGAGCGUCGAGCGCGAUGAAAGGAAACGCAUCGAGAGGGAUUACUCCAGGGAUUACGGUAAGAAGAUGGAGAAGAUCGAUUCCCGAGAACGUAGAUCGAUCGAGAGAUUGGAUUCCCGCGAGAGAAAAGAGGUUCACGGUCGUCGCAGCGUGGAUCGCGUGGACCUCCGGGAACUGAGGAGAAGCAUCGAGAGGCUAGACGUCAGGGAAAGGAGUUUCGAGAGACUAGACUCGAAGGAGAAGCCUCAUUACGAUCCUCACGAGCUGCGCAGGAAGAGCUUCGAACGUUUAGAUUGUCAGGGCCUGCCGGGAAGUACGGAGUACUUGAACAGAAGCCCCAAAGAGCGGAGCCAUCGACACGACUCCAGAGAGCGUCGCGAGAGAAGCGUGGAGCGGUUGGACUCGAAAGAGAAAAGAAGAUUCUCCGGUGGCAGGCGUAACACCAUCGACUACAACCAAAGGCACACCUUGGAGCGUUUCGAUUCCGGGAACAGGAGUCCCUUCGAGCGUCUCAGCGCCAGGGAGCUGCAGCAGCGCGGUAGAAGCGUGGAGAGGUUGGAUUCGCAGGAGAGGCCGACCUUUGACUUCGAUCCCGUCACUAUCGAGCGUUUAAAGUCCCUGGAACGCUGCAACUCGAAGGACAGAGGUUACGAACGCAAGAGCUUCGAACGGCUAGACUCUCGCGAGCGACGACACUCGCGCGGCAGCAGAAAGAGUCUCGAAUGCGUCGAGCAGGACGCCAGCGAGUGGAGGCGGGUUAUUAGUUCGGAGAAGAUUGAGUGCAAGGACACGCGCAAGAGCAAAGCCAGAGCGGAGAAGAUGAAGUCUGAGGAAAGACCGCGGGAGAGGGACGACUGGAGAAGCCUGGAGAAGGCGCGGAAGGACGAGGAGAAGCGCGAGCGCGAACGUCAGGCGCGACUGUCGUUGGAAUCUAGAACGGACACGGUGAUAGGCGUGCCGCUGGAGAUGGAGAACCUCAAGUCCAAGACGGUGUUCACGGAAUACGAGCCCAAGAUCGUGGGUGGCGUGGUGCUAGGGUUCGACGACACGAUUCCAGGGCACACGCCUGUCGAACGCACGAAGAGCGACCCUAAUCCCGCGCGACAGCGACUAGGCUCGAACAACAAGCGACACAUACUCAUGCAUCAAAAGUCCAUCGACCUGACCACCGCCGAUUCCGGCGACGAGGAUCCCUUCUCCGACAGCGCGGCCGUCCAGAAGACGAACAUGGAGAUUCCCUACACGCUGCACAAGCGACACGUGAUGAACGGAACAGCGUCCACGUCCGACGAGAAAUCGGAGUCCGACAGCGGCAAAACUUGCAAGAAAACCGGCAGCGCCAAAGAUCUGCCCAAGCUGCCGUUAAAAAUGAUCGCGGACAUCACCUGCUUCGAUCUGUCCAAGCUGACCUCGAUUGACAAAACCGGCACCAAACACUCGCCAGAUAAACCCAAGAGCACGCCGAUCACUAGACCCAAGUCGAUACUGAGUCCAUCGGACAAACCCAAGAGCAUCCUCAGUCCCACGUCCAAGCUGUCGCCAACCGACGCCAAGAGCGUCUGCAGUUUCUCGCCCACGAACAGGAGUCCCUCCAAGGGGAAGUCGCUCCCGAAGUCUGUGUCGUUGGACAGAGGCAGGACCACCGAAAUCGUCAUCGAGGAUCGCGCGUGCGUGAAGUCAUCCAGCCUCGAUAAAAAACCGUCGCCCUCGAAGCUGUCGCCUAUCGAGCCCAACAUCACCAUCGUCACGGCCAUCGAGAAACGCUCGCCCAAGGUGUCGCCCACCGAUCCUAACGUCACGAUCGUCUCCGUGAUACAGAAGAAGAGGUCCUCCGACGCGUCGAAAAGUCUGGGCGGUCAACGGUCGCUGGACUCCAAGUCCAAGGCGUUGAAUUUCGCGGACGUGGUCGGCAUGGAGAUGAAGAUGAAGUUGGAGCGCAAGGCCAAGUCGUCCGAGAUAGAGAAGGACAGUCUCAAGGCGCCCGAAGAGAGCAUCGAGAAACAGGACAGCAUCGAGAAGAUACCUCUGCCCGAGAUUCCGGGCCUCGUCAUCGACAAUACCGCGGAAGAGACGAACGAGAUUAAGGAAGCUGAGAUACCACCGCCGAUAGAAGAGAAGGAGAGCAAGAAAUCCUCGCCGUCGACUCCCACGGUCGUGGUCCCCGAGAAGCCAAAACUUCCAGAGAAACCGAAACUCCCGGAGAAACCGAAACUCCCGGAGAAGCCAAAAAUUCCCGAGAAGCCUAAAACCCUGGAGAAGCCCAGCAUCCCCGAGAAGACGAAACGCAUUCUGGAGAAGAUCGAGUCGAAGUUUUCCGAGGUGAACAGGAACUCCGCGACCAGAGUAGCCAGGCCUAAGAUCAUCGACACCGGGUUCGACGAUUUCAUGGACCCAGUCGCUGAUUUGCCUCUGGACGACGUACCCGUGAAGCCCGCGUUGGAACUGGACAGCCUUAAGGUUCCGGAGUUCGUUCCCUUCAUGUCGCGGCCCCACGGCGAACCACUGCGAUCCAAGUCGCUGUCGUUGGCCGAGGAGAAGGCGCCCAUCGACACGCUGCUUUCGCCGGAAGUGGAGAACAAGCAUUUCGUGCCGGACGUGUCCCCGAAGAAAGCGAAGAAGGUCAAGUCUGAGAUGAAGAAGGACUUCAAGAAACAGUCCAAGUCCUUGGAAGGCGACAAACCACCUAUGAAGAAGACGGGAUCCAAGGAGUCGCGGGCCCCGACGCCCAGCUCGAAGAUCGACAAGUCCAAGCUGAAAUUGGGGGAGAUGCCGCAGGAGAUCAUCAUCAUCGAUUCCACGGACGUGGCUCCCGAGGUGAGCAUAGUACAGAAGGGUAGAUCAAAGUCCGUCACCAGGUUGCCCGAUAAGCCGUACGCGGCUACGAAAAAUGAAAAGGAGGAUACCAAGACUCGAGCAAAGUCGGCUUCCGUGGACGACGACAUACUAAAACUCGCUGCGAAGACCGAGAAGGCUAGACCUAAGUCUUUGGGUAUCUCUAAAAGUCUAGGUAGCACCGAGAAGAAGGACUCCACGGAGAAGAUAUCACCGAAAAGAACAGUCGCGAGAGUAAAAUCUGAGGCUAAAUCGACGGACCUUAAAUCGCCCACUUCGACGAAAGAUCCACCCAAGCAGGAGUCGAAAGUGUCGCGCCAGACGGAACCUAAGACCACUGUCGAUGGCGAGGGACACGCGUUGUCCGAGGAAAAUCGAAUCACGCGAGAAGAGGAGAUUAAAGUGGACGCAAAAAUUACCGAAGAACAAAAAACCAUCGUCGAUGCGUCCAAGGAAUCCAGGGACUCCAAAGAUUCCAAGGAUUCGAAGAAAGCUCCUCUCCCCCAAGAUUUGACCCAAUCGCCAGUUGUUCUGCGCAAACCUGGUCAGACUCCGGUACUGUUCGCCCGUGCGCGUCUAGGGCUCUCCGAAGGUAGCGGAAUCGGUGCGCUGCAAAGGCAAGGCGCGACACAGUCGCCGACGUCUCAGAGACGAGCCAAGUCCCUGGACGCGGCUGUGAUCGCGGUGCACAGGUUACCACCCGCCAACGCGUUCUCCAGCAAAGAUGACACCGUGGACAUGUCGGAGGAUCGAGAAGAUCAGAACCAAGAGGUUCGAGACAAUGUCGUGGCUGAGAUUCCGAGCGCGUCCAAGCCCCAAACGGUUCAGCCGAUCGAAGUGUCGCCCAAUCACAGAUCCGACAGCACCGACCACACCGCUAUCCCAGAAAUUUUCACGGAUUCUCUAUCCGUCACCGAAACCUCGGCCCAGUACCUGGAAUCACCGCUGACCGAGUGCAACGAGAUCAUCGCGGCGACCGUGGACUUGAUCCCUUACGAAAGGGACACGAUGGAGGCAGAAGCCAGGGAACAUCAGACGGCGCUGGAAACCGUCAGGGUGGACGACAGAACGAAAUUCAUCGAUCAGAGUUCCGUGGAGUCUGGUGGUGGCGACCAAGACGGUUACCAAUCCGACAGAGCUGCCAGAACUGACAAAGUCGAGGGGUCCGUUUCGCGAGGCACAGUCGAAUCCAUCCCAUCCGCGAAAGAUAGAAUUCCUGAGCACCUUGAUAGAAGAGUCGACGAAGUAGAGGCCAGAGGUACCAGCGAGCCUGAGGAGAUGUGGAUGUCGCGAUUGGAGUACGAAGAGUCUAGAACAUCUGCGGAGAGGGACGAUCUGCCCGACGUGACGGUGACGGUGAGCGCCGCGCGAGAGGACUACGAGUACUCCAGGUCGAUCGACUUCGACGAGAACCAAGAGAUGGUCAAGUCGCCGAUUCAGAUCUCCAUCGAGGAGUGUUCGGACGACGAGGUGGUGCAGAGCGACGAACAGGACUAUCGCGACGCCCAAGAACAAGACGGCGACGAUAAUCGGCCGUUGGACUCCGCGGACACCAGCGAGGACACUCUGGACGCCUUGGACACGCAGGUUCACACGAGGGGCGUGGACAGCGAGUUGAGCUCUCCCGAUUACGGCGUGGACAGAAUGGAUGAGAAGACUCUGGUGGAGGUAGAACUGACGCCCGAGUAUCUGGAGAUGAGGAGAGAGGACGACGAAGGGACCGAGGAGUUGCCCGAAGACGAGCCCGAGGAGAGAGCGAAACGAUCGCCAGAGUUAGGUAUCGGCACGGCGAACCGUUUAUCGAUCGACAAGAAGCUCAAACUGAGCAGCGAACGUUCGAAGAGCGAGGAGACCAACACCUGGACGCCUGAUCGCGAGGAUCCAGAAUCCAGUUCUUGCUCGAUCGCGAGACCUCUGGGGAUAGGCCAGAUUCAGCCGAUAGUGGAUCGUCGGGAGAUCGCUGCGAUGAAAGACGCUCGUGGCGGAAGCGGGUCUCUGGAGGAAGAAACCAGCAGUAGUUCUCAGCCUGGGUUUAGGCCCGAGAUGAGCUCGACGUGGAAGUCCUUUCCUCUAGAGAGUUCCGGGAGUUCGAGUAUAGAAGACGGUUGGGUGCCUCAGGACGAGAACAACGCCGUCCAGUCACAGUCAGAGGACAGCAACGGACAGAACGAGGACAGUUUUCAAGAGGAUUUGGCUGACUUUCCAGGGAGCUUUAUCUAUCCGAUCGGUCCGGAUAUCUUGACCAGCUGCGGGACGUUCGCGCUGACGCGAACGCUCUCGAGGAUAUCGGAGAGGUCCACGACGUCGGAGCAGGACAAGAGCGAUCUCGAGGACUCGUUCAAGCCCAGCUCGAGGUCUCCGAGCCUGGACGACGAGUCUCUGAUGUCGAGCGAUCAUCAGCCCUCCUUGUCCUCCGAUCCACCGUCCGGGACCGCUCUUCCCUCGGUUUCGGAUGACCGACGUACCUCCUCCGAGUUACCGGACAUUCCCAUCGACGUGCUGGGCCAGGACGAGGACGCCAGGUCACCGAAAUCGGCGGGUAGAUCCAAGCUGCAGGCUCAGAGCUCGGAGGACUGGCCGUCGCCGCCGAGUUCGCCGGUCUUCGAGCCUCCCGUGGUCAGUCACGUCGAGACCUUUUACAUGGAGAUCAAGCCCGAGGAGGCGGUGAAGGUGACGGUGACGGACAGCACCGAGACUCCCGGUCGGGUGGAUCACGACAGCGACUCCAGCGACGAGAACAGAACGCUGCACGACGACCUGCACUCCACGUUCUUAGAGGAUGGCCAGAGUUCCACGUCGGCGACCACCGUCGACGGAACCGUGAAGAUAGCCGUGAAGCCCAAGUUGAACAUCACCGGUUCCUCUCACAGCGAGGACACGUCCAUGGGUCUGUCCAUGUCCGAGUGGUCGAGCUCGAACAACACCGUUCGUCAGUUCUGUCAGUACUCGGGCACCAAAUCGGACGAUAACUCUUUGGCAGAGUUGGGAGCCUCCAUCUCGGACUGGUCGGGCAGCGCCACCGUGAUACCUCAGCAAUACUACUCGACGAUGACGGUGGAGAAGAGCCAAAGCGACACAACUACCUCGGAUAAGAGCGUCACCAGCAUGAGACCCAACUCCAAGUGCAGAACGGCCGACAGUCCACCGCCUCCUCCGUCCUCGCCUCCGUUGCCUUUGCCUUCGCCAUCGCCGCCUCUCACUCCUCCGCCUGACGUCGACAAGCGGUGUCCACCGUUCGACGACGACCAGAAGUCCGACGACGGCCGAGCGGCCAGGGACGAGCAACUGGAUGAGGCGAGGAGAUUCAUCGAGAGCCAGUUCGACGAACAGCGUCGACGGUACGAAGAGGAACAGCAACAGCAACAGCAACAGUCUAGCGCUAGGUCGUACGCCGAUAUCUCGCCGCCCAGGAUCACUUUACAGAACGAAUUCGACGAGACCGUAGACGACGAGUUCAGAGUGAUGUCGGACGACGGGGACGCGCCGUUGCCUAUCCUCGAGGAGGAGGAGGAACUCGACGAGGACGAGGAUAGAUUGUACGACAACGUGCCAGCGAUGAAGUACUCGAGCGGAGAUCAGAUUCGGAUGGAGGUGGGCCGUGGGGACAGUUCCGAGGAUAUGCACGAGAAGUACGCGAAUCUAGCGUUGGGCCCUCGAGCACCUCAGGACGACGAGUGGUCGUUCGAGGACGAGAGGGACGCGGUCGUCGAGAAGGAGAAGACCAGACCGACGGGCAAGUUCGAACGAGGCUUUUCGGAGCCUACGGAGACCGCUAGGUACCACGAGACCAGGUCCACCGAGCGUCCCGUAGUCGUUCCCAUCAGAGCAAAGUCGACGCCCUAUUACUCGACGACCAGCCUGAGCGGCGAAUCCACCACCUCCAGUCCCCCCAUGCCGAUCAGAACGCAGAUCCGCACGAAAACGAUGCCUUACCCGUCGAGCAGAAGUCCCCAGAGCGAGGGCGACACGUCCUCGAGCAUGGACAGCCCCGUACACACGCCUGUCCGCGGUCAGAUAGCCGUCCGUCGAAGAAGACGGGAGAACUUGAAGAGACGGCAUCGGGUGGUGGUCGAUCUCGAAGUGAAAGACGGUCGGAUCGUCUCUAGUACCGACUCCAGCUUCGACGUUGCCACCAUACCGCCGCCUCUGCUCGCCGAGCGGCCGAGUCCCGACGUCGACGACGACGACGAGUACUCCGAGACCAAGGACGAGCACCGAGAGAAUUCGAAUCGACGCCAGCAGCGUUGACGGGACACUGCUCGAACACGAACAGCCUUACUUGACUCUUUCGUCGACGGAACCGGAACUGGAUGGCCGUGAACGCUGGAUCGCUCGGGGCGAUAUAGAAAUGCUGGAACUGUUUGUCGAGUUUAGUACGAGAUGCGUCUGUUGGUUCCUCUGGCUCUCGCAGCUGAUGCGUGCACGCACGCGUGUCUGGUCGGAAUUGAGCGCACGCGUCGAAUUGAUAGACUAUAUAUAUUCCUUCGUUAACGCGUUCCGAGUCGGCGAUCGUUCUCGCGCUCGUGUUCGCGAUCAAAGAAUUGGGGAAAAAGGGUGGUGGGCACGUUUGGAAAGACGACGCGAAGAGAUCGUUCCCGAACCCGAACCCAAACCUAUUCUCUUCGGUCCGAUCGACGUCGACGAGAGGAGAUCCAAACUUGCGAACAAUCUAGUCUAACCUAUCGCGUUUAAGAGUGUAAUUGGUACGUUUGUUACGCGUUUUAGAAACUCGAUUUACUUUGAUAUCGUCGUUAAUCACGUAGAGAGGCACUCGAUGUGCCGCGCUGUAAACGUAUGACAGACCCGACGCGAAGACACGAAUCGAACACCUGUUAACGAUACUAGUCUAUAAAAAGUUACGACAGAUACACGGUAAGAAACGGUUGGAGACACGUGCUUACGUACGCACGAGUUCGUUGAGUCUUGCUGGAUUAGGGAAUACGACACGCCGAACGCAUUUCCCGUGCAGAAACAUUUUAACACAUCAAGGACCGCACAUUUAGAGACUGCUUGUAGAAAACACGAGAAAACUCGUGAGCGGUCCUUAAUGUGUUAAUUUUAGGAUAGAUUGUCAAUUCAACGAGCAGAAUGAUAUUUUUAACCGACUUCGAAAAGAAGGAGGUUACUCAAUUCGACAUGGUUUUUUUUUUUUUGUAUGUAUGUUACUCGAUUACGCCGAGAUGGCUUGACCAAUCGGGAUGAAACCUGUUGAAUCUUGUAGACUCUACAAUGUAGAGCAUGUCUUCGGGGUGGUUCCGUUAUCGAGACAUUUUAGGAUUUCUCAUUCGUAUACAGUCAGUGCAAUAAGUAUUCGUACAGGAACCAAUUCAAAAUCAAUCUUCAUAUAUUUAUUAGAGGGACCAGAAAGUAAUGUCGUUUCUACGAAUGCAAAUGCUUGUUUAUUAUUUACCAGCUCACCGUGUACCAAUCAAUUUUUAUCGAUCAGGUAUCGAACAUUUGCACACUAGAUGGCAGAAGGUUAUUGAUAACGAGGACAAUUAUAUAAUUGAUUAAAAAUAAAAACAUAUUAUACAUUUAUUUGUUCGAAUUUAAUACAAAAGAAACGACAUUACUUUCUGGUCCCCCAAAUAUUUUUAUAAUAAAUUUUAGAGGAGGAAAUAAUUAACCAACAUUCCCACAUAUUUUUAGAGUAGAUUUUUCGUACAUUAAAGUUUAUUACUUUUAAUGUCAACCUCUUAGUUCUUUUCUUAACAGUUUUUAUCGUAAAUUGGUUGCUGUACGAAUACUUCUUACACUGACUGUAUGUAUAAUUACGUUUCAAUGAGUGUGUAUUUAAGACAAACUUAAUGAGCAGAUUUAUCUAUUAUUUCUCUGGAUAACGUCAUUUUUAAAUAUCUUUUUUUUUUUAAGUACAUCAUUACUGUCGGUUUGUGAAUUAUUUCAUGAGGAGAAAUCAUUUUUAGUAACUUUGAUAACGUCAAUGAAAGAUAAUUUAAUAUUCAAGAGGUACAUCAAGAUAUACAAGCAAUGUGGAAUUUAACACUUUCGCUGCGAACGAAAAUAAGUAGCCGUUCGCUGGGAGCUGCAACUAUGAUAUUUUUUUUUAAUGACAAAUUUCUUACAAAUGUUCUAAUACGAUUGUUUUGAAAAACAUACAUUUAUGGUAACUUAUUUUAUAUAUAAUACGAUUGUCGAACAAAAAAAAAAAACUGAAAACUGAAAAAUAAUAAAAGCAACCAUAUAUUUUCAGUUGGACGCACAUGUGCGUCAUCCGCAGCGAAAGUGUUAAAGAAAAUUUGCCCUCGAAUAGCCUCGAAAAUACGAGUUUGCAUAAACAUUCACAAUCUAGCGACGAAUGUUACUUCAAAAUAUUAUUAAUGUCCAUAUCGUAGAAGUUAUAAAAGUCACAUUUAAGCCGUGUUAUUAUAAGAAAUUCACGAAAAGUGCGCGGUUGGCGAAGCGUUAAUUCUUAAUACACGAUGAUACGCGUCGUUCAUCGUGUCACUUGUGUCCUAAUUGGAUAAUAAGUUUAACAACCAGAAAAGAGGAAGGGAAUGCGUUUGGCGUGCAGUUUCUCCGCAAAUGGCGCGAGUUUGCGGACUCGUGCGUACGGGAUACGUUUCGAGAUUAAUUUAGGAUCGUAGCGGACUGGUUGCCGCGUAGCUACGGAAAAUGUUGAGUCAGAAUUCUCGAGAGAAAAGGGCUAUAGAAAUGGGCUGAGAGCGAUAGGAGUACCGCGAUGCUGUUCGAGUGUAACGAGAACGACAAUCAUUUGUUGAGAGUAAGGAAGGCAUCGUCGGAUGGGGCGGCAGAAGUUGUCUAUUUUGGUUCGAGAAUCGAAUCCUCGUUAAGCGGUCGUAUAUAAUUUGGUCGUAGUUUAGUUCGUAUCUCGUUUUAGGACGGAAGACAAGUUGCUCAACGUAGAUACUUAUAUGAAGAAAAAAAAAAAAUGAUUCCCGCGUACUUUCGUUGGUAUAAUAUACACAACGUACGCGCGUAUAUCGUAUGGAAUUGCGAUUCACGGUGCGAGUGGCUAAAACGGAACGCGCGGAAAACGUCAAAACGUUCGUCGUCGAAUUUGUAUCCAGAAUAUUCAGUCUUCUCAGUUUUAAGGAGAACCGAAAGAGUGAAAAGAAAAAGAUGGUUCCUUGAACGAACUUUUCGAUUCAUCUAUCCGAAAGACAGGAACUUACGGGGAGAACCCUACAGGUGCCCUUUCAGGGAAUUUUUAUGAAAUUACUGACUUUUUUCUAUUGAAAUUCAGCAGAAUGGUCGUUGUAGGGAACUAUUACAAAUAUCGUCUUCGUCGGAUACUUUAUCACGAAAUACUUCCUCGCUAUUUUCUCUAUCCUUGAAUACAAUUCUUUUCGUGGUUUUCGGAUGAAGGAGAUUAUAGCAUAAUUAGAUAAGGGAACGAGUAAUAUAGAAUAUAGGUAUUUGUAAGUAACAUAGAAUAUUUAAUAGAGUAUUUAAUACGAGUCACGUGAAAACGAGAAAAUAUCACGAUUAAUUUUUGUAUUCGUAAGGUAUCAAAUUUGUACAUUCCAUUGCUUCAAAUAGCAUUUAAACAGAAAAGAUCAAAGUUGAUGCAAUGUGCGUGGACAGCUGUAGGGUCUCCUCGUUGGACACGCUUGAUUCUUUGUGCAACACGAUUAUCGCGAAUAACCGUGAAAGAUAUGUGCUACAGCAAGCUGGAAAGAAGGCUAACGACAGAAAUUCGGGUAGGAUUGGCAUCGGUGAGACUCCGCUAAACAUCCUUUAUCGGAGAAUGUGAUUUGUCGAGAUGGUAUUGGGUUGACCCAAAAGUUUCUUUCCUUUUAUUAAUAAUUAAUGCAUACACAAUAUUUUAUGUUUUACGUUACAUUACAAAAUUGUGUAGAAUUCAUUUCGCUUCGUAACUGUUACAGCAUCAAUGUCUAAGAAAUUAGAUUGUCUAUUUAUAUAAACACUGCCACAGAA
Messenger RNA from Hylaeus volcanicus, 11966 nucleotides. RefSeq names its product protein split ends-like. Bases 45 to 8294 code for a protein of 2749 amino acids. The transcript has a single exon. The record is from RefSeq and is a predicted model, not a curated record. NCBI's taxonomy places the organism in Eukaryota, Metazoa, Arthropoda, Insecta, Hymenoptera, Colletidae.